CAUUAUUUUAGAGAUUUGUCAAACAAUAAACUUUCAUUACAAAACUGUGAGAUGUUUAAUGGGCUAAUCGAACUGGAAAAUCUCGACAUUUCAGACAACAACAUUGCGAAAAUUCCCAAGGGAUGUUUUAAAACUUUUAACAAAUUAAGAAAUCUCAAUAUUUCUCACAAUAAAAUAAAGAAAAUUGAUCGUCACACAUUUGAUGGACUAUGUAGUUUAGAAAUGUUAUCAUUCAAUAGCAAGGAAACAGAAGUCCAACUUCGUGAUAUUUUUACUUUAAGAAAUUUAAAGAUUGUUGAAAUGUCUUGUGAAAAUUGCUGCCCCUUUCUUUGUUUGAAUAAUAGUAUAACAUGUAACUGCAGUGGAGACCCGAGAAAGAAAUGCCCACGGAGGUUGUUGCAUAAAGAAGGUUAUCGUGUGUUUGUGUGGAUUACCGUUGUUCUCAUUUUUGUUGGCAAUAUUUUUGCUCUGAUAAUGAGGCUUCUUUUUGCCGAGUUACAUACAGUACAAAAUCUUUUUAUUUGCAAUUUAUGCCUGAGUGAUAUGUUGAUGGGAGUGUAUUUGGUUGGAAUAAUUUACAAAGAUCUGGCAACAUACGGUGAAUACCUUCAUCAUAAAUGUCUAUGGCCAAAGGAAACGACAUGUAAAGUUCUUGGAGCUAUCUCGAUUAUUUCAAGCGAGGUUUCGGUAUUUACACUAAUCUUUAUUGCAUACGACAGAUUUUUGUAUGUUGUUCAUGGUUUACAUCAUAAAAAGAUCCGAUACCGUACAGCAUUGGUACUUUUAUUGUUUACAUGGCUAAUAUCUGCUGCUAUUGGUGUUUUGUCUAUUUGUCUUCCUAAUUACAUACCCCAGUGUCAAGGAAGGAAACUUGAUUACCAGUUAUUCCGGAAGAUGUGUAUACCAGUGGAGUUCAAAGAGAAAAACACUGUUUUUUGGUAUUACAGUAUUGCAAUAUUUGGCUUUAUCAACCCUGCAGCAGCUGUGUGUCUGAUCAUUCUUUACAUGAGAAUAUUCUUUUCGUUUUACAUGACAUCAAGAGAUGCAGAAAAUCGAACGUAUGACCAUCGCGUUAUGGCAAAAAGAUUUGCUGCAAUUGUUUUCACAGAUGUCUGCUGCUGGAUUCCCGUUUCAACACUUUUUUAUAGAUGUCGAAAAAAUUAUCUUCUUCAAAUUAUUUAUGAUUUUUGUUGUGCCCAUUAA
This is a messenger RNA of Xenia sp. Carnegie-2017, 1203 nucleotides long. RefSeq names its product relaxin receptor 1-like. Lineage: Eukaryota; Metazoa; Cnidaria; Anthozoa; Malacalcyonacea; Xeniidae. Gene Ontology annotation, molecular function: protein binding; G protein-coupled receptor activity. Gene Ontology annotation, biological process: G protein-coupled receptor signaling pathway. The record is from RefSeq and is a predicted model, not a curated record. The transcript has 6 exons. Bases 52 to 1203 code for a protein of 383 amino acids. Gene Ontology annotation, cellular component: membrane.